This is a messenger RNA of Salvelinus namaycush (lake trout), 6479 nucleotides long. RefSeq names its product myopalladin (gene mypn). The transcript is spliced from 23 exons. NCBI's taxonomy places the organism in Eukaryota, Metazoa, Chordata, Actinopteri, Salmoniformes, Salmonidae. The record is from RefSeq and is a predicted model, not a curated record.
AUGCAAGAGAACAGUGUGGACCAGCCUACAUCAUUAUCUCAGCUCUUGAGAGAGAACUACUUGGCCGAAGCACGAGCACACCAGAGACACAGCGAGAUGAGUCGUUCCGACUCCUCCUCACGGCGCCUGGUCUACGGGCCCCUCAAAGGCAAGAUGGCGGACUCUGCGGGGCUGGACGAGCCGCAACACCAGCUCCCAGACCUCUCAGCCUUCCUGAGUCAGGAAGAACUGGAUAAGAGUGUUAACCUGGCCUGUCAGGCUAUCGGACCCGAGGCCUGCGAAGAGAGGUCAGAUGUCAAGGCCUCCCCCUCUGCCACCUCCUCGUUCCCACCGUCCAUCAUCCAAGAUAUUGCGAUGAAGAACUACCGGGAGGACAUUAAGAGACCAGGGACUGGGGGGAGGAACACCCCGGCGUUCGGCCUGGAGAACCAGUCCAAGAAGGAGUUCCUCAACAAGGCAGCGGACUUCAUCGAGGAGCUCUCCUCUCUGUUCAAGGCAAACAGCUCCAAAAGGAUACGGCCCCGAUCGUGCAAAGCUCAUAGGAGCAGAGCCAACAAGGGCCAAGCCGAUGGGAGCAUUUACUCCCUGAACGCAGACGACAGGGAACGGCCCAUUCUUCUCCAAGACUUCGAAAUGGAGAUGGAGAGGCCUGCUAAUCCCUUCUGCAUUCAGCCGCCAGAGGCGGAUGAAGUGGAUGAGGCUGAGAGCCCUGCCCUGGUGGAGCCUGCCUUGGUGGAGAUCACCCCUGGAGUGUACACAGCCGACCCCAUCUGUGAGCCCCCUCACUUCAUCCAGAAACUGAAAAGCAGGGAGGUGUCGGAGGGCAGCAAGGUCCAGCUGGACUGCAUUGUUCGAGGACUCCCCACGCCCGAAGUCCGGUGGUUUUGUGAGGGGAAGGAGCUGGAGAACUGCCCUGACAUUCAGAUCAUCAACAACGGCGAGUUGCACUCUCUGAUCAUUGCCGAGGCAUUCGAGGAAGACACAGGGCGGUACUCUUGCUUUGCUUCCAACUUCUAUGGCACAGACUCGACAUCUGCAGAAAUCUACAUCGAAGGUGCCUCCUCUACAGAUUCGGAGGGGGAACAACAUUUUGAACAUGUAGCACAGCUGCAGAGGACCUCAGAUCAACCGACUGCUCCAUCUUUACAUUCAGUGGUCUGUGCUGUGUCUGUUUCUGAGGAAGGCACACCCAUCUGUACUAAAGAACAGCCACAGGAGGCCACCUCACUGCCGUCUUGCCAGGUAGUCACUUCAUCUGUACCUGUCAAGGUAACUACUACUGCCCUUCCUGUUACGGAGGUGACAGCAACACUCACCCAGGUGACGUUUACAUUGUCCCCUGCCCAGGAGACGUCAGCACCGUCACCUGUCCAGUUAGUCUGCACUCUAGAUCUACCACCUGUGGACAUAGUGUCAGUACUGGCGCAGGAGGUGUCAACACCGUCCCUGUCAACACCGUCGCCUGUACCAGUGACGUCCACAACAUUACAGACAAAGACAGUCACUACCACGGCACUACCGCUGACCCAGGUGGCUUCCUCUGCACUGCCUGCCCAGGUGGCUCCCAUACAGACGACUCUAUCUGAGAACCUAAACGGUGACAGCUGUAACCUAGGUCUAGACGCCUAUCCUCAAGGUCUAGACGGGAGGCCGAUCAUCGCUGCCCCUGUUUUCACAAAGAGUCUGCAGGACCUUUUGGCGUCGGAGAGCCAGCUGGUGGUGCUAGAGUGCCGUGUUAAAGGGGUGCCCUCCCCCAAGGUGGACUGGUACAGAGAAGGAACCAUCAUAGAGGACUCCCCUGACUUCAGGAUCCUGCAGAAGAAGCCUCGAUCCAUGGCUGAAUCAGAGGAAAUAUGCACUUUGGUUAUUGCUGAGGUCUUCCCUGAAGAUUCUGGAACAUUCACUUGCACUGCGAGCAACAAAUAUGGAACUGUAUCCAGUAUUGCUGCACUAAGGGUGAAAGGUAACAACCGAAACCGAACUGACCUCAAAAAGCACUAAUUGCUCACGCCACACAAGUCCACACAAGAGCCCUCUUCAUUAGAUCUCACUCCCCCCAGUCUAAAGCCUCAAGCUGAGGUUCCUGUGACCAACAGCAUCAAGCCUCACUCCAACACCAUCCGCCUAGAUCCGCUCAGUUCCAGCGCGUUACGACUGGACCCUCUGAGCACCAGUACCCUCCGUCUAGAUCCUCUGAGCUCCAGCAUGCUGCGCCAGGACCCUGUCAGCAUCAGCAUGCCCAGCCUGGACCCACUAAUCCUGGGCAGCAGCCCCAGGAUAGGCACCCGUAGCUCCAGCACAUCUUGUCUGGAUCCACUCUACCUGAGCACCCCUCACCCAGACCUGUCUACUAGCUCCAGCAGGCUACGUCCUGAGCCCAAGAGCAGUGGUGAGGUGCCCAAGACUGACCAUGAAGACUCCAGAGCCUUCUCAGUGUUAUCAGACCCUGCCAUUGGUCUGAGUCCUAAGGUGGAAGGGACUCCUUUCCAUAAACCUGAGCACCCUCCCCCUGUAAACCUCCCUGAUCCCCCCACCUCCUCUUGCCUCAAGCCUGGGGUUCUGGUGAGCCACAACGGGCCCAGGUCCAGCUCCAGGGUAGGCCUCCGUGUGCACUUUAAACUGCCUGAGAAUGAGACAGACAACGAGAGUGAAACAUCCGAUAGCCAUUCAUAUGAAGAUAUGUCACAGUUGGCCAAUAAGGAACCACCUCCAGUCCUGGCCAAGCCCAAACUAGACCCUGUCCAGCUGCAGCUUCUACACAACCAGGUGCUUAUGGAGCAGCAGCAGACUGACACUGAGCCAACCGGAGCCACCCAGAGCCAAGAGGAGGCAUCUGCCUGGCCAGCCUGGAAGCAACCCGAGCCCCAGCCCCAGCACCAGCUCCAGCACCAGCAAAGCCUACCCCGUUCAUCUACCCCCAUGCCACUGCAGUCCACCCACCCCGCACCCAUACCGACCAUAGCCCCAACACCCUUACUCAACUUCACCCCUGUGACAACACUGAACACUACCCCUGCACCCCAGCUAAACACUAGUGCCCCUGCACCCCUGCUUAACAUUGCCUCUGCACCACUACUGAACCCAUACGCAACCCAAUCCUAUUUUCUUUCUUCUUCUUCACCCCUGCUAAACACAAGCCCUGUACCACCAAUAAACACUACUUCUGCACUGCUACUGAACACAGCCCCUCCUGCACCCAUUAUGGGUACCCUGCCAUCCCCUCUUCAACUGAAGACAGCUUCGUCUUGUAUGAGCUCCCCUCCGUCUGCCCCUCUGCUGAGCACUGUUCCUGCACCCCACCUGCAUACCAGCCCUGCAUCCUCACCCUAUAUGACCCUGCAAAACACCACCCAUUCUUCCCAGCUGAACUUAGCCCCCUUAUCCCUGCCUAAAUCUAUUCACGUACCCCAGUUUAACACACCUCUCAUACCUCAUCUGAAUACAGCCCCCACAGCAUCUCUCAGCUCCAUCCCUGCAGCUUUCAACAGGGCCCCUACAACCAUGCAGAACACCUCCCCCUCCCCCCUUCUCAGAACAACUCAUGCCUCCCUCCUCAACCUGGCUCCCACUUCACAGAGCUUCAACUAUGCUAGGCCAAAAGAGUUUAUCACUGCCCAGACUCCCCUCUCUCCAGUCAGGAGUCCCUCCCCUACAGAGUCCCCAGUUCCGUUGCUCCACGAGCUGGCUGCCGAGCUCAACUCCUCCAACCCCAACCUGUUCUCUCCACAACCCAGAGUCUUCCCCACCAGAGUCCUCAAGUCACCCACUAGCCCCCCUUCCUUCAUGUCCUCCCCCACCUCACCCUCCAUUUUGCCUGCUGCCUACCUCAACUCUGUGUUCACCCUGCCACAGCAGUCACCCCCACAGGCAGCGUCCCCGACCUCCAGCACCUCCACCCCCAGCCCCAUCCAGAACCAUGUGGCCUUCCUCAGCUCUGUCCUGCCCUCUCUACACACCACACAAGCCACCAACUCGAUGGGCCUGCCCAGGAGUGCUCAUGGGCCACCUCAAGGCAUGCAGAAGAAGUUGCCUACAAGCACUCGUCCUAUGUCAGAUGUUGACAUCCGUAGCAGCCAACAAACCCUCCUCCAGGAUAUGGAGAAAAAUCUUAGGUUCAAUGAAGAUUUUAUGCGUGGUCAUGUACAACAGAAGCAGACUACUUAUGAGGGGAAAACAGCGAGCAGAACCCUCGGACCAAACAUUCCUGCCACUGUCUUUAACUAUGACGAGGAGUACAAAGUGUCCAACUUUGAGCAGAGGCUGUUGAGUGAGAUCGAGUUCCGCCUGGAGCGCACCCCAGUCGAGGAGUCGGAUGACGAGGUACAACACGAUGAGAGCCCGACGGGGAAGUGCGUCGCGCCCAUAUUCGACAGGAAGCUGAGGAACUUCAGGGCCAUGGAGGGUGUGCCUAUGACGUUCUCCUGUAAAGUGGUGGGGAUCCCCGUACCGAAGGUUUACUGGUUCAAGGAUGGCAAGCAGAUCUUGAGGAAAAAUGAUCAUUAUAAGAAGAUAAGAGAGGGGGACGGAACCUGUGUCCUACACAUAGAGGUCACCAAUAACGACGAUGAUGGCAACUACACUGUCAUGGCAGCUAACCCCCAGGGACGAAUCAGCUGCUCUGGUCAUUUGAUCAUCCAAACGGGUCCUCUCCGAAACCGAAUGACACCUAUGAUUCACUCUCAGAGGGUGCGGGCCCGCAUACAGGAAGUGGAAGAGGGUGAACCAACCCAGGAGCGCUUCUUCCGACCUCACUUCCUCCAGGCUCCAGGGGACAUGGUGGCUCAUGAGGGCAGAGUCUGUAGAUUAGACUGCAAGGUGAGUGGCCUACCAAACCCAGAGCUGAUGUGGCUGAUCAACGGGAGGCCCAUCUACCCAGAUUUCUACCACCGGAUGCUGGUGAGGGAGAACGGCAUCCAUUCCCUUGUCAUAGACCCCCUAAAACAGGACGACGCUGGGACAUACACCUGCAUCGCCAGCAACAAAGCAGGACAGAGCUCCUUCGGUCUGGAGUUAAGAGUUGUGGAAAAAGAGAUGAAGCAGGCCCCCCAGUUUGUUGAGAAGCUCCAGAACACAGGCAUCGCAGAGGGCACCCCCGUCCGACUGGAGUGCAGGGUUCUGGGCAUGCCUCCACCUGUAAUCUAUUGGAAGAAAGACAACGACACCAUUCCUCACACCAAGGCCAGAGUCAGCAUACACCAGGAUGCCACUGGAUAUGUUUGCCUCCUGAUUCAGCCUACCAGGAAAGAGGAUGCUGGCUGGUACACCGUGUCAGCAAAGAAUGAGGCUGGAAUUGUUUCAUGCACAGCCAGGCUAGACAUCUAUGCCCAGUGGCAUAAGAAUGUCCCUCUGCCUAUGAAAAAGGCUCCGCGGCAGGGCAGUCGCUAUGCAGUGCUGACCGGUCAAGGCCUGGACAUCAAAUCUGCCUUCCCCACGACGGACAAUAGCCCCAUCCUGUUCUCCAGCUCCCCUGUGGAGGCACAGCUGGAGAGUGAGGAGCUGUGAGGAGCAGACACACUUCACCAUAGGGUUGUAAAAGUCUGUAAACUUUCCCAUAAUGCACAGGUUUUUCCGAAAUUCCAAAAGUUUAGGAAAGUUUGAGAAUUUUGUCAACCUACUCCACCACUCUAAUCACUACUGGCCCUUUGAACCUACAAACUACUCUUCUCUGGAGUCUCAUAGGGCUGGUUUCCCAGACACAGAUUCAGCCAAAUCCUGGACUAAAAAGCAUGCCCAAUAGAGAAUCUCCAUUGAAAGUGCUUUUAGUUCAAGACUAGGCUUAAUUUGUGUCUGGGAAACCGGGUCCCAGAGUUUAGUUUGCUCUAACACCUCCUGAUGACUAUCUACUAGUUCAUCUAAUCUGUCGUGGCCAGUGGGAUGGAAGAGCAGGACUAUAAUCUUAGCAGUUUGUGUCAUCUGGUUUGUGUGAUACAGUUGAUGUGAUACAUUGAAAUUACAAUGACAAAAACGGUUCGAUUUCCAACUGGCAACCUAAUGCUGUGUUUGUUUUUCUGCCAUUCCUAUUGAAUUGUAUCAUUUGAAGCGUCUUAUUCACACAAAACAGACAAACUUGCCAAGUUUCAGUUCACUAUCAUCUUUCGAUAGGUCCGAUUUGUUGAUGGUUCAUUUUGUUCUACUUUUUUGGACGAGUUAGUUUGAUAUUGAGGAGGUUGAUUGAAUGUUAAUGAUCGUGACAUACUUUCAUCGUCACACAUUUCAACCUGUUCUUAAUCUUUAGCAAAUUGACUGUUUCGUUUGGACGUGGUUGUUGUAUGGUUUUAUUUCAAACGUAUAUAUUUGUGUCAAAUAAAGAUAGUCUAUUUUAAUGUUUAUAUAAAAUAUAUGUGCAUUAAAUGUAAAUCAAAGAAAUACACUAAAGGAAAGCCAAAUGGACAAAUUAAAUUGUACACGUGCAUACAUUGAGUGGGGGAGGUGCUACUCAAUAUUAGGAAGGUGUUCUUAAUGUUUUGUACACUCAGUGU